AUUACAGAUUCGGCAUGUGUGUUGUUCCCAACCUCGACAUACCCAAUAUGAGUUUUUGUUAUUAAUAGAACUAAUAUUUGAUCCCCUUUAUCAACCUUCAGCCGCAAGAGACACUAUGCACGAUGUCCAGAUACCCAUAUGUUGCGAUCAGAAUUCGAUUCAAUGGGUUACAACGUCUAUGCAUCUGCCACCCAGCUAAUUCCUCUCAUUGGCACAUGAUCAAAUGCUAGUAUAUAUGCAUGGGGUAAUUGGCAUAUCCUCAUGGGUGACGUUUAACUCUUGGCGCCAUAGCGGAUAUUUGAGAACGCCAAAUCGCGAUUAGACACCACGUAAGAAGUCGUGUGUUAACAGUAAAGUCCCACGUGUAUAGCCUUGCGAAAUUACCAGGAGGGAAGAACUGGAUAUAACAAACACGAGCCUUGUCUUGUCCUCUGUCGGCGAACUUGAAGUUUGGGUCAAAACAAUAUCCACGAAGAAUGACGACUAUCUUAUUCACCUACACUCGAAUUGUUCAGCCGGCUGGAGACACCGUAUAAUAAACCGGCUGUACCGGUGAAUAUGUGUACGAAUUCUUUGAAGUUAUUGCGGAAACUAAACAUCCAAACAACAUUUAUAUAAUAGCAUCACGAUAUUACGCACAAGACAACCCGACAUUCCUAUCAUCUAUACCGACCUUUUUUUUCAGCAUGGCUCAGAUUAGUUUCCCUAGCCACGACCUAUAUAAGGUCCUUGGCGUUGAAAAUGACGCUAGUUUAGAAGACAUCAAGAAGGCAUACCGAGAACUCGCAAGAAAGGUUCACCCAGAUAAAGCAGAAGGUGGAAACACGCCGGAAAACAACGCGCGAUUCCAGCAGGUUUCGGAGGCGUGGGAGAUUCUCCGUGACGAGGUUCUAAGACGUUCCAAGCGUCGUAGCCGAAAGGAACGUAGCGGUAGCUACGAAGCGAAGCCUAAUCAUCGCGGGAAGCCUUACUUUGAGGAAUGGGGGCAUGAUAAGCCUAACGGUCCGGAUGAGACCCGUGGUUCUAGAGCGCAUGGAGCCAGACGACGGUCUAAUACCUAUACAUAUUCGUCGCCCCCAUACGACAUGCCAUACCCCUUCGAGUGGCCCGGUACGACGCCGGAGCCACAGCCAGCUCCCGGCGCACAUCAAUAUAGGGCCCACAACCCAAGAGGCCCGCCGCCUCCCUCUGUUAACCUUGCAGACCGCUUAACUGCUAUGCGUAUCAGAGUUGACAUGAGGUCACUCUAUAGUGAUCUCGACGCCAUAGCCAAGGAGAUCCAGUACCUCGCGACGGGCUUCCAUUCGACGCCGUUCAACACCUCGGACAAAGAGCGCCGCCGUUGGGGAAAGCUCUUUAACGAUGCCAAUAGCACCCUUAACGUCGUCGAUGACAUGUACGAUGAUCUGGACAUUUGGGUGGAUCAUAUCGAAACCGGGAGAGGAACGUCGCGGUUGCCAGCUUGUAACUUACCUGCACAAUUCGCCUAUAUCUCCGCCAUCGCCACCAUAAUGAAAUACGCCGCUACGGCAUGUGUCACUAUCCAGGGACUAAUUCUGAGCUCUCCUUACGAGCCGCCACAGCAGUACUUCGACGAUCUGGAAGAACGAAUGAGGAUUAUGAUCACGGCCUGCGGAUCACCGCAGAAACAAAAAUAGAUAGCAUCAACAGGCGCCAUGGAGGCUGGUAGAAGAACAAAAAAAGGA
Messenger RNA from Daldinia vernicosa, 1706 nucleotides. Its product is annotated as DnaJ-domain-containing protein. The transcript is spliced from 3 exons. The record is from RefSeq and is a predicted model, not a curated record. The coding region runs from base 687 to 1658 and encodes 323 amino acids. Lineage: Eukaryota; Fungi; Ascomycota; Sordariomycetes; Xylariales; Hypoxylaceae.